CCCCCCCGCCUGGCGGCCCCGGAGCUGCCGCCGCCGCCGCCGCGUUCCCCCCCCUUUCCCCCCCCCCUUCCCCUCCCGCGGCCGCGCUCCUCCUUCAUCCGCGGCAGAGGAGGAGGAGGAGGAGGAGGAGGAGGUGGCGGCGCCGCCGCCGCCGGUCCCCCCUUCCCUCCCCCCCCUUCCCCCGGUUUUCAUUUCAGUGUGGUUCUUGCUGUGGCAAGGUCUGCCUUUUGAAGCAGCACAUUCAUUCUCCCCUUCAAGCACCAUAAGUCUCAUUUGCCAGCUUCAGAACCAUGGCAACAGAAGAAAAGAAGCCAGAUGCAGAAUCCACCAAAACACAAUCUACUCCUUCCUCCUCAACCAAUCAGAGCAAGCCUGCACCAGUAAAACCAAACUAUGCUCUAAAGUUCACGUUAGCAGGACAUACAAAGGCAGUCUCAUCAGUAAAGUUUAGUCCUAAUGGAGAGUGGCUAGCCAGCUCCUCUGCUGACAAACUCAUUAAAAUUUGGGGAGCAUAUGAUGGCAAGUUUGAAAAAACAAUAUCUGGUCAUAAGUUGGGUAUCUCUGAUGUUGCUUGGUCAUCAGAUUCCAACCUUCUUGUCUCUGCCUCUGAUGACAAAACUCUCAAAAUAUGGGAUGUAAGCUCGGGUAAGUGCUUAAAGACAUUGAAAGGGCACAGUAACUAUGUUUUCUGCUGCAACUUCAACCCUCAGUCAAACCUCAUCGUUUCUGGAUCAUUUGAUGAAAGUGUGAGGAUAUGGGAUGUGAAAACAGGGAAGUGCCUCAAGACAUUGCCGGCUCAUUCUGACCCAGUUUCAGCUGUGCAUUUUAAUCGCGAUGGGUCCCUGAUAGUGUCAAGUAGCUAUGAUGGACUCUGUCGAAUCUGGGAUACAGCAUCAGGCCAGUGCUUGAAAACACUGAUUGAUGAUGAUAACCCUCCUGUGUCUUUUGUGAAAUUCUCACCAAAUGGCAAAUACAUACUAGCUGCAACUUUGGACAACACUCUUAAACUUUGGGACUACAGCAAAGGAAAGUGCCUGAAGACGUACACAGGACACAAAAAUGAGAAGUACUGCAUAUUUGCAAAUUUCUCCGUUACUGGUGGAAAGUGGAUCGUGUCUGGUUCAGAAGACAACCUGGUUUAUAUUUGGAACCUUCAGACAAAAGAGAUUGUACAGAAAUUACAAGGACACACAGAUGUUGUAAUCUCAACAGCUUGUCACCCAACAGAAAACAUCAUUGCAUCAGCGGCACUAGAAAACGACAAAACAAUUAAACUGUGGAAGAGUGACUGUUAAAUGUUCCAGUAUCUCUUUAGAGACUGUCAGGAAAAAAUGUUUUUAAAAAAAUAUUAAAAAGCCACAUGAGAAUAAUAAAUCCAGUUUGGCAGGAAACCUGAAGAAUAUUUGAUAAAGUGGUUUCUGUUAGUCUUGGCCCAAAGAAAACGUCUUAGCUCUUUGCUAGAACCAGGCAACAUGGUGGAAAAAAAAAAAUAUGCAGUGUCUCCUUUUCUUGCCUGAUCUUUUGGCAAACAAAUGGAUCAUUCUGACAUCGCGUUAGAAGUGUCAGCCUUGUAUUGGACACCCCAAAGAUACUGUACUUUAUGGUGGCAUUACUUUUGGGCACGGUUGCUGCUUAAGGAAGAGCUGCCAGUCUACUUUGUAACAGUAAGUUAAGUCACAAGCCUAGAGAUGUGUGGAAUUUUUUUUAAAUGUUGAAUUUUUUUUAAUUUUUUUUUUUUUUUUUUCAGAAUGUAGGUUCUAGUCUCUUGGGAAGUUUCGGUAUUGUUUUCAAUAGGAGUACUGCAUCUUUAAGGGUGCUUCAUUUUAAACACAGCUCAAACUUUGUGACCAAAUAAAACCAUGCAGUUCCAGAUUUCCCUUUUUCUGCCCCUGACUUGACUCCUGUGGUGAAAUCUCCUCUUAACUUCUGUAUAGUUGCUUACCUCUUGUUACGUGUGUUUAAUAGAUGCUGUUCUAGAGCAAAGUUACAGUUCUUCUGUUAACCAUUAAAAUGAAUCCUGCUUGUAGUUGUUCUCUGCAUAUUUUAAUUUUUUUCUCUUCUGGUUAUAAAGCAAGCUCACAGAACACUGUAAAGUUAUUUCAAUGUAAAAAGAAAAAACCCCAGACUUUUGUAUCUUGAAAAUCCAUCGUAUGAAACUGUAUUGAUAAUGGCAUGACUCUGUAUCUAUUUCAGCAUUGAUAUUUCUUUCCCUUUUUGUCAUACCCAUGUGGUAUUUACACAUCCAAAAAAAUACCAUAUGCCAUAAUAAAAAGGUGGGAUUUUAUGUGUA
Molecule: messenger RNA, 2290 nt
Organism: Tyto alba (common barn owl)
Lineage: Eukaryota; Metazoa; Chordata; Aves; Strigiformes; Tytonidae
Gene: WDR5
Product: WD repeat domain 5
Exons: 14
Coding region: 291-1295 (334 amino acids)
Cellular component (GO): Set1C/COMPASS complex
Molecular function (GO): histone binding
Source: RefSeq, a predicted model, not a curated record